CUUUGACUUGUCACACACAGGAACUUGCUAUCAUCAUGGCUCGAAUGUUUCCCUCUUCUGAUCCGUGUCUACCGCCCUAUAAAUCUCUCAUCGUUCAGGGAGAUUACCACCCUUCAGCUCCAAUUCACAUGUGUUUGUCUGUUCCAACGGGUGCCAAGGCCUUACUUCUUUCUUCUUCUCGUCAGGCGCUCAUACGCAGUCUUCGAGAAUAUAACGACGAAUGGCUGCUUACCGAUUCUGGAACGGGGAAUACUUGUCACAGUAGCUCCAAAGUUGACAUCUUCUACCCUCCAACCCCAGAUCACCUCAUCGUGCUAUUAUCCGCGUUUCGGGCACACGAGGCCUCUGAACCUGUACCUGUCGAUGCAAAAGCAACCCUAGAUUCAGUCCCAUCAUUGCUUAUUUUGCACGAACUAUCUGCAUACUUUUUGCCCAUGAAUGAAAACAAGCCUCAUACUAUCGCAUCGUAUCUCCUGCUCGUUACCCACGCUUUUGCUUUGGUGAAUUUUCUUUCCCCGGAUUCACAAACGCCAAUGCGUCUCACUCUAUUUGAUUCCCAACUUGACAAAUUGAAGCUCCCCGUCCUACGAACCCCAAUUUUCAGCGUCUUCAACGGAGAAGAGAGCAACGAUGAAACAUCUAGACCCGAAUCGAUCGCUUUUCUGGCGCACAAGUAUUUUGAAUGGGUAGGCACAUUUGACAAAGCCGGCCCAGAUCCCGAUUCUCCAUCUGAUGGAAGUGGAGCGCAGCGUUGUACGCUCACAUUGCACAAGCAAGGCAGCGACCCUCAGACAGAUAUCAUGUGGCAGUGGUCAGAAGUUCUAGAACGAACCCACAGCCGCUGUGAGGAACCUGCAAUCACAUUCGCCUGGUCAUGACGUAGGGGUUCAAUCCCACGUCCGGCUCGCCUGGGAUAGCCUCACUGAAGGUUCGAUUGCGAGUCGAGUCCGGCCCAUGUUCUUCACAUGUUGGAAUCCGUAGAACGAAGUAACUGCAUAAUCCCUUCAGUAUUUCCUUAGUGCUUUAUAGUCUCCCGUAGCAGAAUUUCCAAACUGUUCAUGUAAUUGGUAACGCUCGUAUGAGAUGUUUGCAGCCAGAAGGCGUU
This is a messenger RNA of Suillus paluster, 1105 nucleotides long. RefSeq lists its product as uncharacterized. The transcript is spliced from 5 exons. NCBI's taxonomy places the organism in Eukaryota, Fungi, Basidiomycota, Agaricomycetes, Boletales, Suillaceae. The record is from RefSeq and is a predicted model, not a curated record. The coding region runs from base 36 to 878 and encodes 280 amino acids.